Molecule: messenger RNA, 459 nt
Organism: Rotaria sp. Silwood2
Lineage: Eukaryota; Metazoa; Rotifera; Eurotatoria; Philodinida; Philodinidae
Source: the annotation of a GenBank genome assembly
AUGGCAUCAAAUAAUACAAUUGAAUCAGCUCAAAAAGCUGUUUUAGCCGAAGUAGCAAAACACGAUCAUGAAUUAAAGCAUGUUGAUCCUCCUGGAGAAUCAUUAGCAACAACUCAAGCUAAAGUAUUACUUGAAGUACAAGGUGGUAAGCAUGAAUUACAUCAUGUUGAUCCACCAGGAGAAUCAUUAGCAACAACUCAAGCUAAAGUACUACUAGAAGUACAAGGUGGUAAACAUGAACUACAUCAUGUUGAUCUACCAGCAGAAUCAUUAUCAACAACUCAAGCCAAAGUCUUACUUGAAGUACAAGGAGGAAAACAUGAAUUACAUCAUAUUGAUCCACCAGGAGAAUCAUUAGCAACAACUCAAGCUAAAGUACUACUAGAAGUACAAGGUGUUGAAAUAAAUCUGAAUGCUAAAUUAAUUUUACCACUAUGUGCUAUAAGUCAACAAGCAUAA